Molecule: messenger RNA, 708 nt
Organism: Morchella sextelata
Lineage: Eukaryota; Fungi; Ascomycota; Pezizomycetes; Pezizales; Morchellaceae
Exons: 1
Coding region: 1-708 (235 amino acids)
Source: RefSeq, a predicted model, not a curated record
AUGUACGACGAUGAUAUCCAGUCUCCUGUAAUGGCGUUCUCGGGGAAGAAUUUCUACAAGGUUGCAAAAUUCCCUACCAGAAAUAUCACCACGCCUAUCGUCCUUGUUUACGGAGGAAGUGAUAGUUUGGUUGAUAUCAAUGUUAUGCUAAAGGAGCUCCCCGGACACACUGUUGCAAAAGAAAUCGAACACUAUGAGCAUCUUGACUUUCUUUGGGCGCGGGAUGUGGACAAGCUCGUAUUCCCGCAUGUCUUAGAGGCUCUCGAACUGUAUUCUUCAAAUGGGGAAGGGAAAAAAGUCAGUGGAUCGGCAAGCUUAAGGGGUAGGUACCUUACUGCCCACCACAAGACCUACAGCUUACCCUCUUAUUCCGAAGAUGAGCAUACGGAUACUAAGGACAACGCUCUCCAUUUCGAUUCAAACCCGUCUCGUCCCAGUUCAUCAGGCUCCGCAACCAUGAAAACCGCAGACCACUCAAUGCAACAUGAGAUGGAUGGGCUUUAUUCAUCAAUUAAGGUCCCUCGUGGAGACAAAAAAAGAUCUAGUAGUGUGUCAAGUACAUUUUCCACUUCGUCAUUAGGAGAAGCAGGUAUGUCACCGACAAGUAGUCGAGGUCUUAUUGGUCCAGGAGGCAUUACAUUGGGUAUCGGAAAACCGACGGCGGGCGUUUCAACAGGAUUUUCGAUAGAUGAAAGUGGGAAUAAGUGA